Didymodactylos carnosus is the source of this 834-nucleotide messenger RNA. Lineage: Eukaryota; Metazoa; Rotifera; Eurotatoria; Philodinida; Philodinidae. The record is from the annotation of a GenBank genome assembly.
AUGAAUGAAUUAAUGUUUAGUUUGGAUGUUGAAUCACUAUUCACCAAUGUACCAGUAAAUGAAGCUAUUGAUUUAGCUAUUAACAUCAUCAUGAAAAAGAAAGGAGAAAAUGCCAAGUUCACAAACCUAGAUGUAAAAGAUCUAAAACAUCUAUUUGAACUGGCUAUAACUAAUGUUCCAUUUAGAUUUCUAGAUCAAUUAUAUAUACAGAGAGAUGGUGUCUCUAUGGGAAGCCCGCUGGCUCCUAUAUUAGCAGACAUCUUCAUGGAACACAUCGAGAAUAAAGUUGAACAAUAUCCGGAACAACAUAGAAUUAAGAUCAUGAAACGGUAUGUUGACGAUAUGUUCUUCAUGAUUGAUGGAAAGCAUGAUGAUAUCGAAAAGUUGUUGGAAUGGUUUAAUCAAUUACACUAUAAAAUAAAAUUCACAUGUGAAAAUGAGAAAAACUAUGAAUUACCAUUUCUUGAUGUCAAAAUUAUACGACAACGAACGAGGUAUGAAACAACAAUAUACAAAAAACCAACGCACACCGGUUUAUACCUCCACUGGAUGAGUUGUCAAGCACGGAAAUACAAAAUUGGUCUAAUUAAAACACUGACCAUACGUGCAAUCAGAAUAUGUUCAUCAACAAAAUUACUAAAAGAAGAAUGCGAACAUAUUGAACAAUGUUUAAUAAGAAAUGGAUAUCCAAAAAAUUUAAUUAAAAGAAAAAUUAAAUAUACGAUUGAACAAAAACAGCAGCAAGUUCCAACGAAAAUAAAGAGCAAGCUCUUUUAUACAUCGCUGACGUACUUUGGUAAUGAAACUAAAGUCAUGGCAGAUAAACUAAAGAAG